AUGCAGUCAUUCAAGGCGGUUUUUUUCAAGCCGGAUCCGCAAGAACAGAAACGAAGAUGCGACCAGAUCAUCCGCAAGAAUGUUCGGGCCCUAGAUCGCGACAUCACGAACCUCAAAGUCACCGAACAAAAGACUAGAAGUCUGAUUUUACAGGCGUCCAGAAGGGCACAGAAGAAUCCAUCACAGGCGGCACAGGGCGCGGCAGACGCACGCAUCUUCGCUCGAGAGUUGAUUAAGGUGCGGAAACAGGCGGCAAGAUUACACACAAGUAGAGCACAGUUGGAAAGCGUGAAGAUGCAAGUUCAUGAAGCCUUUUCAGUACGGAAGAUCGAGGGCAGCUUGAAAGCCAGCACCAGUAUCAUGAAGGACGUCAACACUUUAGUCCGGCUGCCUGAGUUGACUGGAACCAUGCAAGAAUUGAGCCAGGAACUUAUGAAGGCUGGUAUAAUUGAGGAGAUGGUUGGCGAUUCGCUACCAAAUGAUGAACUACUGGAAGGGGAAGACGAGGAAGCAGAGACAGAAGUCGACAAGGUCCUCGGAGAGGUACUGAAGGGAAAACUAGGAGCCGUGGAACAGCCGGUUCCUCAACUUCCAGUGGACACCGCGGCCGAAGAGGAAGAAGACCGCGAGGCCGAGCUAGAACAGAUGCGAGGCCGCUUGGAGGCCUUGAAGAGUUGA
Molecule: messenger RNA, 678 nt
Organism: Exophiala spinifera
Lineage: Eukaryota; Fungi; Ascomycota; Eurotiomycetes; Chaetothyriales; Herpotrichiellaceae
Exons: 2
Coding region: 1-678 (225 amino acids)
Biological process (GO): endosome transport via multivesicular body sorting pathway; protein transport; late endosome to vacuole transport
Cellular component (GO): multivesicular body; ESCRT III complex
Source: RefSeq, a predicted model, not a curated record